This is a messenger RNA of Chelmon rostratus (copperband butterflyfish), 6422 nucleotides long. RefSeq names its product endothelin converting enzyme 2b (gene ece2b). NCBI's taxonomy places the organism in Eukaryota, Metazoa, Chordata, Actinopteri, Chaetodontiformes, Chaetodontidae. Gene Ontology annotation, biological process: protein processing. The record is from RefSeq and is a predicted model, not a curated record. Gene Ontology annotation, molecular function: metalloendopeptidase activity. Bases 445 to 2784 code for a protein of 779 amino acids. The transcript has 21 exons. Gene Ontology annotation, cellular component: plasma membrane.
GUCUCCCGCUGCUGCUGCUGCUGCUGCACGGACAAAAGAAGAAGAAGAAGAAGAAAAGGAAGAAAGAGAAGAAGAAGGAGGAGAAGGAGAAGGGCGGACACAGGCAGACGGACAGACGGAGGAUAGACGGACGGACAGCCGGGGAGGAUGGGCCGGCGGAGCGGCCGACGGUAGCGCUCUGUUUUCGGGGACGGAGCUCCAGGAUGAGCGUAGCGCUGCAGGACCUCCGGAACACCAUUUCCGUGAAGGUUCCCCGUGGAGCCUUUUGACCUCCGGUGCUGAUGGUCUGUCACUGUUCCACUGAUCUGCAGUCAGACAGCGAGAUAACGGAAACAGUGCAGGACUGGACGCUUCACGAAAACGCUGCUCUGCAAAUGUUUCAGAUGUGAGUCCACUAUACUGUUUCCUGUGGAGUUUAGCAGCCAAUCACAGCACUCAGUGCACAUGGCUGCACAAAAAAGAACAGAUGAUGAAGAGGUUGCUGCUGUGGACACAAAAACAUCAGUCAAACAUCCGUAUUUAAUGAUGUCCAACUACAAGCGAGCUACGUUGGAGGAGGAGGAAGUGUCGGACGCUCCGGCUGAGGCGGCCUCGUCUCCUGACAGAGUGGAGGUGGGUUUCAGGAAGGGAGGUGUGGACAUUCUCGGCAGGAGGACUCAGCUGGAGGUUCUGCUGUCAGUCCUGCUGCUGGCUGCCCUCCUGGCUCUGCUGGCCUGUCUGCUGGUCCUGGGACUAGGAUUCAGCUCAGACAGCGGUCACGGCCUGUGCCUGUCUGAGGCCUGCGUCACGGUGGCGAGUCAGAUGGUGGAGGCGAUGGACCGCAGCGCAGACCCGUGCCAGGACUUCUACCAGUUCGCCUGCGGAGGCUGGAUGAGAAAAAACCCGCUGCCUGACGGUCGAUCCCGUUGGUCCACGUUCAACAGCAUCUGGGAGCAGAACCAGGCACUGCUCAAACACCUGCUGGAGAAUGGGACGUUUAACGGCAGCAGCGAGGCGGAGAGGAAGACUCAGUCCUACUACCUGUCCUGUCUCAACACACAGAGGAUCGAGGAGCUGGGAGCUCAGCCUCUCGUAGACCUCAUCGCCAAGAUCGGGGGCUGGAACAUGACAGGUCCAUGGGAGAAAGAGAACUUCAUGGAGGUUCUCAAAGUGGUUUCUGGUCCAUACAGAGCUCAGCCUUUCUUCAGUGUCGGAGUCAGUGCUGACCCCAAAAACUCCAACAGCAACGUCAUCCAGGUGGACCAAUCAGGCCUCUUCCUGCCAUCCAGGGACUAUUACCUCAACAAGACAGCCAAUGAGAAGGUGCUGGUGGCUUACCUGGACUACAUGGUGGAGCUGGGGAUGCUGCUGGGGGGGGAGAGGAGCUCCACCCAGCUUCAGAUGCAGCAGAUUCUGGAGUUUGAGACAGCGCUUGCCAACAUCACCGUCCCGCAGGACCAACGUCGAGAUGAGGAGAAAAUUUACCACAAGGUCACCAUUGCUGAAUUACAGCUGCUGGCUCCGGCCGUGGACUGGUUGGACUACCUGUUGUCCUCUCUGUCUCCUCUGGAGCUGAACGACACUGAACCUGUCGUCCUGUACGCCAGAGAGUACCUGCAGCAGGUGUCUGAGCUCAUCAACAAGACCGACCGCAGUCUGUUGAAUAACUACAUGAUGUGGACUCUGGUUCAGAAGAGUGUGGCCAGUCUGGAUCAACGCUUCGAGAACGCUCAGGACAAACUGCUGGAGAGCCUCUACGGGACCAAGAAGUCCUGCACCCCCCGCUGGCAGACCUGUAUUGGGAACACUGACGACACUCUGGGUUUUGCUCUGGGAGCACUCUUCGUUAAGGCGACCUUCGACAAACACAGCAAAGAGAUCGCCGAGGAGAUGAUUAAUGAGAUCCGCUCAGCAUUUAAACAAUCUCUGGACCGACUCAGCUGGAUGGAUGACCACACGAGGCAGGCUGCCAAAGACAAGGCAGAUGCAAUCUACGAUAUGAUUGGUUUCCCAGAAUUCAUCCUGGACCCCAAAGAGCUGGACGAUGUUUAUGAUGGGUAUGAAGUGUCAGAGGACAGCUUCUUCCAGAACAUGUUGAACUUCUACAACUUCUCAUCCCGAGUGAUGGCCGACCAGCUGAGGAAGACUCCCAACAAAGACCAGUGGAGUAUGACUCCUCCUACAGUUAAUGCCUACUACAUGCCCACUAAGAACGGCAUCGUCUUCCCUGCUGGGAUCCUACAAGCUCCUUUCUACGCCCACGACCACCCCAAGGCACUGAACUUUGGUGGCAUCGGGGUGGUGAUGGGUCACGAGCUCACACAUGCCUUCGAUGAUCAGGGUCGUGAAUAUGAUAAAGAAGGUAAUUUGAGGCCGUGGUGGCAGAACUCAUCAGUGGAGGCGUUUCGCCAGAGAACAGAGUGCAUGGUGGAUCAGUACAGCCACUACCUGGUCAAUGGAGAACAUGUCAAUGGAAAACAGACGCUCGGAGAAAACAUCGCCGACAACGGAGGACUGAAGGCUGCAUACCAUGCCUACCGGUCGUGGGUCCAGAGAAGUGGAGAGGAGAAGAGACUCCCUGCCGUCAACCUGACCAAUGAUCAGCUCUUCUUCGUGGGAUUUGCUCAGGUGUGGUGUUCAGUUCGAACACCAGAGAGCGCUCAUGAGGGCCUGGUGACCGACCCCCACAGCCCACCCCGAUACAGAGUCAUCGGCACGCUAGCCAACUCUCCGGACUUCAGCCACCACUUCAACUGUCCUGCAGGGACACCCAUGAACACUGGGAGGCGCUGUGAGGUCUGGUAGACAGACUGAAGAGGAUAGGGUCAGAGGGGGGCAGGUUAAUUAGGUCAGUCCGUUAAUUAACAGGUCGGUGUGUCAGUUAGGAAACUUGUCUGUUAUUAAGCAGAAAACUUUUAGUUUGUUAACGGGCCAGAUUGUUAAUUAACAGGUGAGUUUCUUAACUAACCGGCUGAUUAGUGUCUUAAGUAGAGGACCUUGGUCUGUUAAUUAUCAGCAGUUUAUCUUGAAGUUAUUAAGCGGACGUGAGGAGGUGAUCAGGUGUUCGUUAGGGGCGUCGAAGGUGUAAUCUACAGUUAAUAUAAGUCUGUUAAUUAGAGACGAGAGACUUCCUGUCUGGAAUCUGAACGGAAUCAGUGGACUUCACACGGAGACAUGAAGGACUGACGAUGAUGAUGAUGAUGAUGGUGAUGAGGCCACAUGGGACGAUGUUGCUGAUUUCAGCUUUAUCACCGUUAUUGAUUAUGAGUAAUGGGCUUUGGUUUAUGUGUGUGUGUGUGUGUGUUUGUGUGUUGUCUGUUGUAUGAAAGAGCGCUGUAAGUCUCUCUCUGAUGACAUCACUGUGAUGAGCUUAUACAAAGUUGAACUAUUACAUCAUCAGUCAUGGCCAGGUGGCUCAACAGGAAGCUGUCAUCCAAUACAUUUUUCAAUUAAGGACAUUUUAGGGUGCACGUUUUGGGGUUCAACCAGAUUUGGGUUUAAUUUAUAUUUUUGAUUAUUUCAUGGUUUAAUGGUUCUUUAAGGAGUAAAAACACCUUAAGCUUGACUAAGUAGCAUGAAAACAGUCUUUGAAUUUCUAUCUUAAUUGAGGCCAUUUAAAGUUUAAAUUAAGGAAUGGUUUUCAUGCUAUUUGGUACAUUUUAAGGCUUGUUUAUCCCUUACAGGGUUUUUAAACCAUGUAGAUAAUCUAAUCUACAAUCCAGUGAACAAUUAACCCAUUAAAAUGGCCGUAACUUCAUCAGUAUUAAGGGGUGAAUUAAUGGAAUUCAAGGCAAAAGGAUGUCACUGAUGAAAGAAUGAAACGUGUUAAUGUUCAGUCGUCAAACCACAUGUCAACCCUCUGAAACCACUAACCACCAUCCUUGCGUUGUCGUGACAACCGAAACACAACUGCUCAUCCCCAACAAACCAUGUUAAUUAGUGACAUCAUCACCUUAAAAAUUAAAACAAACCUUAAACCGAAUUUAAAAUGUUGCCUUAAAGGCUAAGAAAAAUGCCUCAAAUUUUGAAUUAUCAACAAAAAAAUUCCUAAAAUCCUAUGAAUUAAUGUUAAAUUAAGGAAUAUUUAACAAUUAACACUUUCAUAGUCAAGCCAUUAGCACCUUCAUCUGACUGUUUGUUAGCCAGAGAUCCCUUAACUUAACCUACUGAGAAAUCUUGUUACAAUUCUUGAUUUAUACCUUAAUUAUCCCCUUAAAGUGUUGUUAAAUUACCUUAAUUGCAUCAAUAUUAAUGGUUAAAUUGAUGGAGUUUUAAUGUAAGAAGGGUUUUGUUUCAUAAUGUACCCCUUAAUUUGUGCCUUAAACGGACCUAAAUUUUUUAAAAAUGAGGUGCAAAUUCAGGGGUUCGCUUCAAAUUUUGGUGUAAUUGAUUUGAUUAAAACGGGGUUUUAAUAGAUUAUGGGCACUGUGUAAAAUUCAUUAAAUGGCAUUAAAACCAUCCUGAAUUUAUAAGAUAAACCAUUAAAAAUACCUUUUAAUUGAUCUGUUAAUUAAUAAAAAAAUAUUUUUAUUAAAUCAUUACUAUCUGCAGCUUUAAGGUCAAAUGAAAGGAUUUAGCCUCACAGUGUAAAUGGUGUUGUUUUGUACACUUUAAACCAUCCCUCUGUCAACCCUCUGUAACCAGUGACCAUGCUGCCGUUGUCAUGGUAACCAAAAAGCCUGUAGAGUUCUGUGUUAAUUAAUCAAUCUUAACAUCAGUGAGAAAAAAUCAAGCGCCUUAAAGAUUAGAUUUUAUUCUAAGACUGACUUUGCCUUAAAAUGAGCGCCUUAAAUCAGCUGUUUGUUGAGCUCUGACGCCUGAUGAGACACGAUGACGACGUCCCAUCAGACGUCAGACCAAGUCGGUCUUUAUUUUACAGUAAAGUCACAGAUUAGUCUCACAGGUGUCUACAACAUAAAAUACCUUCUGUCCUCACAUCGAGAUCACAGGCCGUGAUACGACAGCUGUGGGGCGUUCACGAGCUGAAAGGAACGUGGGGCGUUCACGAGAUGAAAGGAACGUGGGGUGUUCACAAACUGAAAGGAACGUGGGGCGUUCACGAGCUGAAAGGAACGUGGGGUGUUCACAAACUGAAAGGAACGUGGGGCGUUCACGAGCUGAAAGGAACGUGGGGCGUUCACAAACUGAAAGGAACGUGGGGUGUUCACAAACUGAAAGGAACGUGGGGCGUUCACGAGCUGAAAGGAACGUGGGGCGUUCACGAGCUGAAAGGAACGUGGGGCGUUCACGAGCUGAAAGGAACGUGGGGCAUUCACAAGCUGAAAGGAACGUGGGGUGUUCACAAACUGAAAGGAACGUGGGGCGUUCACGAGCUGAAAGGAACGUGGGGCGUUCACGAGCUGAAAGGAACGUGGGGCAUUCACAAGCUGAAAGGAACGUGGGGUGUUCACAAACUGAAAGGAACGUGGAGCGUUCACGAGCUAAAAAAAGCUUCGGGCGUUCAUGUACUAUCAUUAUCUUUCUCUAAAUCCAAAAAUUGUACUUUUAGCCGUUUGAUGAAUACAGACCCUGAACAUCACACGUCUCCCUCUGCCGUUAGAGGCUUGAGAGAAGAAAGCUGGACCGGUAGUAAAAAUAGUAAAUAGAGAAACAGGAGGAUUUUAUAAAAGAAAUAAAGAAUGUAACAUAGAACGGGAAUAGUAAAUAUGAAGUGUUGUAAAUUACAGAGUUUCAGGCAGAGUGCUGAAGUGUUCCAGCUACAUCACAGAUUAAACUGUUGGUUUUAAAAAUAAACAUCAUGUUAGUUUAAAGACGAUACCUCAACUUCAUUACCCAUAAUCCCUUAGUGUUGCUGUCCAGUGCAGGAACCUGACUCUGACAGCAGGUGGAGUUGUCAGCCUGCUCACCUGAAUAUUACAGUCAGUUUCUCACUGUAUACUGUCUGUGUGUGUGUGUGUGAUUGCUUCGCCUCCUGAUGACAUCACUGUCAUGAUGACAUCACAGUCCAAUCCUGUGCAGCUCCUGUGUGUGUGUGUGUGUGUGUGUGUGUCAUAGUGUGUUAAGCAGAAGAAGAAGCUGCUUCCUGCCAAAGACGUUUCUGUUUCUGUGUGUGUGUGUGUUUGUGUGUGUGUGUGUGUUAUGUACGUCUAUCUUUGUGAGGACCAGUCUCUUAAACCAACGUAGUGAGGACAUGUUUGCAUUGUGGGGACAUGACUUUGGCUGAGCUCGGGGUUAUGGAGUGUGUUCUGUCAGUGAGUCCUCACAAGUAUAGAAGUGUAAAUGUGUGUGUGUGUCAGGGGUCUCCACUGUGUAGUAAUCUGUGUGUGCAGUAGACAACAGUAGAUCUGAUGUAGAAUAAACUCAGCUUGUUGAAAACUCUGUGUCCUGAGGGGGCGUCGCCACUCUGCUUGUCCAAUCAGAGAGCUGCAUUACAAACAGCUGGAGAUGCAGAGCUACAGAAACAUAAUAAACACUGAACAUGA